AUGAUCUGCGCCGCCGCCGCCGCCGCCCUCGUCGUGGCGCUUGCAGUCGCGCGCUGUGGCCCAAGUACAGGUGGUGCCCAACGUCAAGACCGCUCCGGGAACGGGAGUCUCGGCGAGUACAGGGACCAAGGAGGCAGCAGCGGGGGCGUGGCAGUCGCGAGCGGGAGGACCUUACACGGGUUCAUCAAGAAGCCACCCCCGCCCGCGCGGUGCUUCGUGUUGGAAGGCGAGGACAGCUCGCGGUGCCACGCCAACGUGUACUUCUUCGGCGUGUCCAAGUGCGGGACAACCUCUCUGGCGCACUGGAUGGCCCGGCACCCCGCCCUAAGUUGGGUUUCUAACGUCUGGCACACCCGGCAUAAGCAGGGGGGAGAGGCGCACGUGAUGGAGAUGAGCACCAUCAAGGACAAUGAGAGCACCUACGCCUUGACUGCGCCGAUGGCUGCGCAAACGGACACGGUCAUCGACUACACACCACACUACUCCAUCCUGGCGGAAGUGCCCUACCGUAUCAGAGAUAUGUACGGGAAGACUUCCUACGAUGGGACUGUGAAGUACAUCGCGGUCCUCCGGGAACCGGUGGCCCGCACAAUAAGCUCUUGGCAGUUCAAGUAUGACCUGGAGGGCAUCGAGAAGGGUGAGGCGGCCAACCCGAGCUCCGAACGGCGCAGCCUUGAGGAGGCGUUCUCCGAGGGACGGGAGCACGCCCUGUCUCUUGUUAAGUGCCUGUCCGACAAGGAGAAUGAUCAACGGAACCAAAUCCGCCAUCCCGGCGCGUUGAAACUUUAUAUCGACCUCCAAAUGUGCAACCCGCAUGCGUUUCUGGAGCACAACAUGUACUUCUCCCACGUAGGCAAGAGCAUAUACUCCCUGCAGCUGGAGCGAUGGCUCGAUCUGUUCGGCCGAGAAAACGUCAAGGUCUUGUUCCUGGAGGAGAUGGCCGUCGACCCGAUGGGCACCAUCACGAGCGUGUUUGACUUUUUGGGGGUCGACCUACUUGACGAGAAGGAGGGGGUUAAGUUUCGAAUUGCGCUCCAUGGAUAGCCCUAGGCUUGUACCACAAGGGGCGACGCCCAAGAGGGAGAUGAUGGGACCCCAGCGAUAUCACAACGAACAAUGCGUUAUUUUUUUACGAUAGCAAUAUUGGAGGUACGAAAACCCGUAACGGCGACGGCGACAUCGAUACCCAGAACAAUGUCGAGGACUCUGAAGAAGGCAAAGACAGCGACGACAACCACGACCUUCCUUCCCCGCUUCCUCACGCUGUCCUCAACCCUAGCCCUGGCAUUACUCAGGCUCCAACUUGAAGCUUGAUGUUGGCACACUGCUAUAGAGUGUGAGGAUUGGGCGAGAGUCGUCUAGGCCGCCUUCGACACUUUUCCCUAGACCUACCCCUCGGUUAAGCCCAAGCCUUGCCCCUAGCAGGGUGGGUCUCAGCACACGAGAGAACUAGCAAAGGAUCGCGACACUCACACCCUCGCUGUCCCUCAUCGCAAGCCUGAUCGCCGUCAAGCAUGGUCUUAGCUCGCGAACGGAGUGGGAAGAGAUCGUGCGGACCAAGCACAACCUCACCAAUGAGAGAAAGAAGAAGAUCUUAGACGAGCAGGUGACACCGGAGAUCUUGCAGUCGAUGCGAGAUUUUUUUGCGCCUUUCAACACUCAGCUGGAGGAGUUGUUAGGGCGACCUUUGCCGGACAACUGGUCGAAGGAUUCCACGCCCUCCAGUAGAUUCUGAACUAUGAGGGUAAGCGACUUGGUUUUGGAGCUGCUUGGUGUUGCUUCGUAGAUGUGACUUCGUAGAUCUAUCUUCGUAGAACCUGUUUGCGUAGACCCUGUUAUAGAUGGUUGUCUCGAUUUUAUUUGGUGGCUUCAGAAAAGGGGGGCAGAAGCUUUACGACCCUUUAAAGGGGCUUCAUAGUGUGGCAGCAAAUACGGCGAAUUCUGUCGCGACUGCUCGUAUACCUCCACCCCUCUGAGAGCAUCCUCGAAUGUUUGUUAGUUUUUCACCGUUUCUGGCGGGUGUAUGCAUUAGCCGAUUGCUGGGAGUGGAGAUCUCAAAGUGGUCCGUAGCUCAGAGUGGGCUAUCGUGGUGCCUGGAGCCUCUCUCAGGUCCUCUCAACGGCGAAAACAACGCAGAGAGAACUCUUGGAAUUUUUGUUGUGGAAGUAGAUCACGUAAGGCCUGCCCUCUCCAAUGGAGCGCCUGUUCACCUCUACUAGAUGCGGCGCGCCAAUCAACCGCGAGCUACGAGAUUUCGACGAGAAAUCGAACGCAGAUGCGAUGCUAGCAAGAUCUAGGCCGUGAGCUGACAGUGCUGACAUUUCGGCAAGGGCUAUUUUCCCUUCAUCGAUUGCCCUGCUACGUAGAGUUCACCGUCAGUAGGCCCGGAGCGUCCUGGGCUUUUCGUUCCCCGGUGUGUCACGAUUUUGUGUGGCUUUUGUGUGGUUUACGUGAUUAAGUGUUUUUUUUUGCUUUCUCCGCGGCAUUGACCGCACUCACGGGCACGGUCAAAGAUGCAAGCAUCCGCAGUUUUCGUGCAUGUUUUUUGUAUGUUCGACAUGGAAUACGGGAUCAUUUGGGGGGCGUUGACCGUAAUAGUACUGGACACCCGGACAAUUUGGGGACACAGCACUCAAAUGUCUGUUUGGCGCACCGUAGUCGUCACCAGACUCCGCUGUGUGAAAAGGGCGUGGGAAACCUUGGCCUACCAUGCUCGUGUGAGGUGGUACGCUGUGUGAUAUACGGUGUUAUGCCUUUCCUCUGACUUGCUGUACACGAAACUCCCAUGCCGCGUCCCUUGUUGCUACAAGUCUGUAUCACCUUGUACUGGAAAUUUAUGCUAUGAAAAGUGCCCCCAGUGCAUUUGGGGAGUUCUGUCUAAAACCAAGUCAGCCUUCGUCCGUCGGGACUGCACAGCCUCUCUCAAUGAGCGGACGCGAUUUUUUCUGGGCGAGGGGGUUAAGUUCGUGUAUUGCCCUGUGUAAGGCAGCAGCAUGUACACGUCGCUUGCGUCUGUGUUGUUAUCAUCGGCCAUCCUCGUCGUCGUUGAUGCCGUACCUUUGACUCGAUCCGGUGAAGGCUUCAAAAAGGGAGAAAUACACGUGUAUAGCUGUAGUAGGUUACCUUGUUGUUCCUUUCUUUUGUGCAUGAGGCGCGGCGAAAAGAAAGUUGAGGAGUCUAAGAGAGAAUGAAAAACUCUCCGCGAGGACCUUUGGGGUUGUCUUCGGAAGGUAAACCGGGAGGUGGAUUGAUAGUACACGGGGUACCAAAAAGGAUUGCAGGAAGAGGUCAUCCACGACGUAUGGAGUUGGUGCACCUCGGCUGUCCGGGAGAUUGGUGUGCGCGUGGUGUCGUACUGUUCUGAAGGCAGCCAGCUCUUUUUGUGUAUCUCCGGCCUGAAAUGCUUUUUGAGCGACGAAAAUUGAUUUUGUGCGAAGUUGGCAACCGGGCUGGGACACAGAACUGUACUGAGUUUGUCUUUGUCUGAUUGCUGAAAGGACAGGGUAACGUUGUUGUAUCUUGUUGUGAGGUUGUUCAUUGUCUGUUGUUACUUUCGUCGUUCGCCGUUGGCAAAGGCUCCACGAGCAAUUGGCCCAAUGCACGGCUCGAAAAGUGAAUAUAUUGUUGAUUUUC
Ectocarpus siliculosus is the source of this 3633-nucleotide messenger RNA. The record is from the annotation of a GenBank genome assembly. Lineage: Eukaryota; Phaeophyceae; Ectocarpales; Ectocarpaceae.